Molecule: messenger RNA, 1434 nt
Organism: Lodderomyces pseudojiufengensis
Lineage: Eukaryota; Fungi; Ascomycota; Pichiomycetes; Serinales; Debaryomycetaceae
Gene: MIT1
Product: mannosylinositol phosphorylceramide synthase catalytic subunit
Exons: 1
Coding region: 1-1434 (477 amino acids)
Biological process (GO): mannosyl-inositol phosphorylceramide biosynthetic process
Molecular function (GO): mannosyltransferase activity
Source: RefSeq, a predicted model, not a curated record
AUGAGAAAAGAAUUAAAAUAUAUAAUAUGGGCUCAUGUAGCAUUAGUUGUUUAUCUUAUAUAUUUAUCAUUUGAUUUAAUAACAUUAUUACAUGAUGAUACUUUUGCUGAUGCAUUUUUAGAUUUUGAAUUAAAACCAUCAUAUUCAAAACAAAAUAAACCAAUAAUAAUACCAAAAAUCAUUCAUCAAACUUAUAAAUCUGAAAAUAUUCCUGAAAUUUGGAAACCUGGACAAGAAGCUUGUAUAAAUUUACAUGAAGAUUAUCAAUAUAUUUUAUGGACUGAUGAAAUGGCAAGAGAAUUUAUAAGUGAAGAAUUUCCUUGGUUUUUGAAAACUUGGGAUAAUUAUAAAUAUAAUAUUCAAAGAGCUGAUGCUAUAAGAUAUUUUGCUUUAUAUCAUUAUGGUGGAGUUUAUAUUGAUUUAGAUGAUGGUUGUGAAAGAAGAUUAGAUCCUUUAUUAACUGUUCCUGCUUUUGUUAGAAAAACUAUUCCAACUGGUAUAUCAAAUGAUGUUAUGGGAGGAGUACCAAAUCAUCCAUUUUUUUUAAAAGCAAUAGAAUCUUUAAAAAAUUAUCAAAGAAAUUGGUUAGUUCCUUAUAUAACUAUAAUGAUAUCAACAGGUCCAUUAUUUUUAUCUGUAAUAUGGAAACAAUAUAAAAGAUGGGGAGUUCCAGAAGCUGGGAAAGUUAGAAUAUUAAUGCCUGAAAAUUAUAAAGGUUAUCAAAAUUCAUUUUUUGCAAUAGCACCAGGAUCAUCAUGGCAUAUGAGUGAUGCAACAUUUAUAAAAAGUUUAGCAAAUCAUUUAGUAUUAGCAGUAAUUGGAGGAUUUUGUAUUGCUAUAACUAUAUUAGCAAUAGAAUAUUUAUUUUAUUCAUUUAUAAUAUCAAAUUUUUUUAAAAAAUUUACUGGAAAAAUUGGAGGAUUUUUUAUGUGGAUUUUAACUGGAAUUUUGAGGUUUUUUAAUUUAGAUAAAUUUAUUGACAAUUGGAAAUUUAAAUCAUUAGAUUCUGGAGAUGUUAAUGAAAAAUUAAAUAAUGGUAAGGCAAAUAAAAAUCAAAAAAUAAGUCUCAUGAAAUUUCUUAAAAAUUCAAAUAUAAAAAGAAGAUCAAGAAAAGAUUCAAAUAUUCCUAUAGAAAUUGAAUUAUUAAAUAAAUUAAAUAAUGAUGGAUUAAUAAUAACUGAUGAUGAUGAAGAAAGUAAUAUAAGUAUAGAUAAUGAUAACAACCAGAAUAUAGAGAAACUUUCAUUAUUGAAAACAGAAGAACAUAAUAUAUCAUCUACAUCUUCUUUAACAUCAUCAUCAGAUGAAGAUGAUGAUAUUAUAGAUAAUGACAUAGAAUUCCAACAACAACAAAAACAAAUGAAAGACAAUAAUGAUAAUAACGAUAAUAAUGAAAAAGAAGGUGGGUAUAAAUAUAAUGAUAAUAUUGUAUAA